CACAUCAUUAGAGAUCCUGAGGAGCUCAGAAAAGAACUUGAAAGGCAACUGGAAGCUUGGCACACACAGCAGUCUGGAACUCUAGAUGAGGAGAAAGAAGCAGCGCAGUUGUGGCAGAGGUACUUAGUAUUGACAGCUCCUCUAUCACAGCAGCUUUGUGAACAGCUACGGCUCAUACUGGAACCCACCCAGGCAGCCAAACUGAAAGGAGACUUCAGAACAGGGAAGAGACUGAACAUGCGCAAAGUGAUCCCAUACAUUGCCAGUCAGUUCCGAAAGGACAAGAUCUGGUUGCGGAGGACCAAGCCCAGCAAACGACAGUACCAGAUUUGCUUGGCUAUUGAUGAUUCCUCCAGUAUGAUAGACAAUCACUCUAAACAGCUUGCAUAUGAAUCACUGGCUGUUAUUGGAAAUGCACUGACUCUUCUAGAAGUGGGACAGAUUGCUGUGUGUAGCUUUGGGGAGACUGUUCAGCUGCUGCACCCAUUCCACGAACAGUUCAGUGACCAGUCAGGGACACGGAUAUUGCGUCUUUGCAAAUUUCAGCAGAAGAAAACAAAAAUAGCCCAG
Apaloderma vittatum (bar-tailed trogon) is the source of this 570-nucleotide messenger RNA. Its product is annotated as midasin-like. Gene Ontology annotation, biological process: rRNA processing; ribosomal large subunit assembly. Lineage: Eukaryota; Metazoa; Chordata; Aves; Trogoniformes; Trogonidae. Gene Ontology annotation, cellular component: preribosome, large subunit precursor. The record is from RefSeq and is a predicted model, not a curated record. The transcript is spliced from 5 exons. The annotation marks the transcript as partial.